Molecule: messenger RNA, 2772 nt
Organism: Brenthis ino (lesser marbled fritillary)
Lineage: Eukaryota; Metazoa; Arthropoda; Insecta; Lepidoptera; Nymphalidae
Source: the annotation of a GenBank genome assembly
AUGGAAGCGCCUCCAAUGGAUACGAUAUAUCAGGCCAUUAGUGCCUUAUACGAUAACCCCAAUAAAAUUGAAAAGGAAAAGGCUUCUCUUUGGUUAGCAGAUGUACAAAAAUCCAUACACUCAUGGAAAAUAGCUGAUCAACUUUUGCAACAGAAAAAAGAUGUUCAAUCAUGUUACUUUGCGGCGCAGACAAUGAGAUCGAAAGUGCAGCACAAUCUUUCGGAAUUACCUGAAGAAGCUGUGAUUUCGCUACGGAAUUCCUUGAUAGCACAUUUAGAAGGCAUCUCUACAGAUACUACUCCUGCCAUUCUUACCCAACUUUCACUGGCUUUAGCGAAUUUAGCCCUUCAAAUGACUACCUGGCCGAAUUGUGUUAGUGACCUUAUUAAGUUGUUUUCAAACAAAAAUGACUAUGCCCUAUUAGAAGUGUUAACAGUUUUACCACAAGAAAUUGACUCCACAAGCUUAAAACUUGGCGAAAACCGUCGAGCACAAGUUAAAUCAGAGUUGCAAACAAAUUCCCAAAUAGUGACAUUUUUCCUUAAGGAAUGCUUAAAUAAUUCCCAAAAUACUCAUAUAGCACUAAAAGUAGUUAAGUGUAUGACUUCUUGGAUUCAAGUUAAGGCUAUGAGUAUACAGGAAGUGCCUCAAAAUGCUGUCAUAGGAUUUAGUUUACAGAUAUUAAGAGAUCAUAAUUCCAUAAACAUGCUACAUGAUGCCGCUUCAGAUUGUAUUUGUGCAAUACUUCACUGUAUAGAAGACAAUAACAAUAACCCAGAGGUAGAAAAAUUGUUAUUUGAAAGUGUUUCAUCUUUGGAAGAAAGCUACCACAUGGCAGUAGCUCACGAGGAAGAGGAGAAAGCUGCAAAUUAUGCCAGGGUUUUUACAGAACUAGCAGAGACGUUUUUAGAAAAAAUAAUAUUGAGUACUGCAAAUGGUGAUACUCAUUUUGCCAUGAGGUCUUUGGAGUUGGUACUUGUUUGUGUUGGACAUCACUAUUAUGAUGUAGCUGAAAUUACAUUCAACCUUUGGUACCGUUUAUCUGAAGAAGUGUAUGAAAGAGACUAUCAGCCACUAACAGAUGCCUUCAAGCCUCACAUAGAGAGGCUCAUUGAAGCUCUUACCAGACAUUGCCAAUGUGAGCCUGAUCACACCAAACUACUGGAUGAGGGAGAUGAGUUCUUUGAGUUCCGGUUGAAAGUAAUGCUUCUCAUUAAGGAUGUGGUAUUCAUAGUGGGUUCUAGCUCAGUUUUUAAAAAGAUGUUUGCCGUCCUCCAGGCAGACCUCCCUUGGGAACAGACCGAGGCAGCACUUUUUAUGAUGAAUGCUGUUGCUAAAAAUAUAUUACCAGACGAAUAUGAAUAUGUGCCAAAAGUGGUAGAAGCAAUCUUAUCUAUGCCUGAAAAUGCUCACCCCGCUGUCAGAAAAACUUGCAUUCUAUUGCUCGGUGAACUGUGUGAGUGGAUUGAGAGACACCCGGAAUGCCUGGAGCCCUGUCUGCAGUGUCUCCUCAGAGCAUUACAUGACCCUAAAUUGGCGAAUGCUGCAGCUACCGCUUUACAGAACAUCUGCGCGGCGUGCCGCAGCCAGGCGGCGGAGCACGCGGCGGCGCUGCUGGCGGCGGCGCGCGCGGCCGACGCGCUGGCGCUGGCGCCGCACGCCGCCGCCACGCUGCUGCGCGCGCUAGCCGCCGCGCUCGGCCGCCUGCCGCACGACCAGUUGACGCUCGCCAUCCGCGAAGCGACAUCGUUCCAGCUGGAGGCGCUGCGCGCGCUCGUGGCGGAGGGCCCCGGCGCGGCGGGCGCGGGGGCCCCGGCGGGGGGGCCCGGGGGCGCGGGGGACCCCGCGCUGUGGCUGGACCGGCUGGCGGCGCUGUUCCGCGACGUGGACGUGCCGCCGGCCGCCGUGGCCGCCGCCGGCACGCACCCCUGCCUGCCCGCCUUCGAGGACGCCUGGCCGGUCGUGCACCAGGUCAUGGAUAAAUACGUGAACGAGAGCCGCGUGAUGGAGCGGUCGUGCCGCUGCGUGCGCUUCAUGGUGCGCGCGGCGGGGCGCCACGCCGGCGCGCUGCUGCCGGCGCUGGCGGCCGCGCUGCCGGCGCUGUACGCGCGGCGCGCGCACUCGUGCCUGCUGUACCUGGCCGCCGUGCUGGCCGACGCGCUGGCGCCGCACCGCGCGCUGGCGCCGCUGCUGCACGCGCUGCUGCCGCAGGCGCUGCGCCUGCUGGCGGCGCCGCGCGGCCUGCAGGACAACCCCGACACCGUGGACGACCUGUUCCGCCUGUGCGUGCGCUUCCUGCAGCGCUGCCCCGCCGCGCUGCUGGCCGACGGCGUGCUGGCGCAGGUGCUGGGCGUGGCGGGCGCCGCGUGCGCGCUCGACCACCGCGACGCCAACUGCUCGCUCAUGAAGUUCCUCUUCGACCUCACGCGCCUCGCCAACUCCACCAGGCCCGACGACCAGGAUUCCAAAGCUCUAAUAAGCAAAGAGCUGCUGCAGUACGGGGAACAACUGACAUAUUCUCUACUGGAGGCCUCAGUACUUCACCUACAUCCAUGUAUGCUUUCUGAUGUGUCGGAGGUGCUGCUGGAGCUGCUGGCGUGGCAGCGCGCGCGCGCGGGCGCGGACUGGCUGCAGGGCGCGCUGCGCCGCCUGCCCGCCGCGCCGCCCUGCGCCACGCAGCACCAGUGCUGGCAGUUCCACCAGUACGCCAUGCGUGCGGAGAAAUGCAAGGAGCUGACACGACUGCUGCGCGACUUUGCGCGUCUCUACCGA